CGCGAUCUUUUCGCUGGGGCAGGGUUAGGAUAAUGAUUAGCACACGUGGAACGACUGCGGUGGGCCCAGAUCCCAACCCAACUUGUGAUCAGGCCGGGACGGCCCCGCCCACGCGACCCACGAGAGGCCCACGAGGAAGUGAUAGCUGCUCCUCGUCCCCGGCUCCGGCUGCUCCCCAUCGCCGCCGCCGGCGUCAUGUCCCGCGGUGGCGUCUUCCUCGGCGUCGACGUCGGCACCGGCAGCGCUCGCGCAGGACUCUUUGAUGACAAGGGUAAGUUGCUGGGGUCAGCAAGCAGCCCUAUACAGAUAUGGAAAGAGGAAGACUCUGUAGAGCAAUCGUCAACGGAUAUCUGGCACGCAGUGUGUGCUGCUGUAAAAUCUGCGUGCUCGUUGGCAAAUGUUGCUCCCGAGGAUGUUGUCGGCCUUGGCUUCACCGCUACUUGCUCCCUUGUUGCUGUGGGUGCUGAUGGUUCCCCUGUCUCGGUUUCUUGGAAUGGUGAUUCAAGAAGGGACAUCAUCGUGUGGAUGGACCAUAGGGCUCUCGACCAGGCUGAACGAAUUAAUUCUCACAGUUCACCGGUAUUGCAAUUUUAUGGUGGGAGUGUCUCCCCUGAAAUGCAAGCUCCAAAGCUUUUAUGGGUAAAGGAAAAUCUGCAAAAAACUUGGUCUAUGGUAUAUAGGUGGAUGGACCUCGGUAACUGGUUAACAUAUAGGGCAACUGGUGAUGAAACCCGCAGCUUAUCACACAUGGAACAGUGGAGGGAAUCAAAUCCACGUGGUAUGGAACCAUAUGGAACGGAUGAAGUCUUUUGGGCAGAAAUAGGCUUGGGAGACCUUUAUGAAGGGAGCCAGGCAAAAAUAGGACACUCUGUUGUGUUUCCUGGUCAUCCUCUAGGUUCUGGUUUGACACCUACUUCUGCAAAGGAGUUAGGCUUGCUUACUGGGACUCCUGUUGGAACUUCGCUUAUUGAUGCUUAUGCCGGGGGUCUUGGAGUCAUGGAAAGUGUGCCAGAUGCAGAAUUGAAAGCUGACAUGUUUGAUGAAGAAGCAAUAUGCCAUCGCAUGGUCUUGGUUUGCGGAACAUCUACAUGCCACAUGGUUGUUUCAAAGAAUAAGCUAUUUAUCCCUGGUGUCUGGGGACCAUUUUUGUCUGCGAUGAUACCUGAGUUUUGGCUCACGGAAUGUGGCCAAAGUGCAACUGGUGCUUUACUUGAUUACAUUGUUCAAAACCAUGCUGCGGCUCCCCUUCUGGCUAAUCAAGCUGCUUCUCAAAGUAUGUCCAUUUAUGAGUUGAUGAACAAGAUAUUGCUUUCAAUGGCACAUGAACAAAAUAUGUCUUUUCCUUCUGCCUUGAGUCAGGACACCCAUGUCCUUCCAGAUUUUCAUGGAAAUCGGUCCCCUGUGGCUGAUCCAAAAUCUAAAGGGGUGAUUUGUGGGUUGACACUUGAUACAAGUGAAAAACAUUUGGCGCUUCUGUACCUAGCAACAAUUCAAGGCAUUGCUUAUGGUACUCGUCAUAUUGUGGAGCAUUGUAAUGCUCACGGGCACAAGAUCGACACCCUUCUUGCGUGUGGCGGACUUGCAAAGAACUCCUUGUAUAUCCAAGAACAUGCAGAUAUCAUGGGUUGUCCAAUAAUACUGCCUAGAGAAAACGAGAAUGUGCUUCUGGGUGCUGCUAUUCUGGGUGUUGUUGCUGCAGAGAAGUUUGAUGGUGUUCGUGACGCAAUGAAAGCACUGAAUGCAGCGGGGAAGGUUGUGCGCCCGUCUUCGGAUCCUAGGGUGAAGAAAUACCAUGACGCCAAGUAUCAGAUAUUUAGGUCCCUGUAUGAGCAACAGCUCUCCCAUCGCUCAACCAUGGCGCAGGCAUUGCACUAGAAGGGCUAUGUGACCAAUGAGCUGAGGCUGCAUCCUUGGUACUCAAAACCAUGUAUUUGUGGAAAGACAUCUUAGCCCCUUUGUGGGUUUUGGUGGUAACAACGAAUUAUUAGUGGACUAACAUCUUAGCCCCUUUGUGGCUUUUGGAAGGUUGUCCUUAAAUAAACAAAAAUGACCACGUCGUUACCACCAAGUAUGGACAAACCACUCCUGUCUUGAUAUAUAUUCAGAUAAAGCAACAUGAUCUCGCUUUGAAGUGCCUAUAAA
This is a messenger RNA of Aegilops tauschii subsp. strangulata, 2142 nucleotides long. RefSeq lists its product as uncharacterized. Lineage: Eukaryota; Viridiplantae; Streptophyta; Magnoliopsida; Poales; Poaceae. The record is from RefSeq and is a predicted model, not a curated record. Gene Ontology annotation, cellular component: cytoplasm. Gene Ontology annotation, molecular function: D-ribulokinase activity. Gene Ontology annotation, biological process: pentose metabolic process; carbohydrate phosphorylation.